Molecule: messenger RNA, 8307 nt
Organism: Platichthys flesus (European flounder)
Lineage: Eukaryota; Metazoa; Chordata; Actinopteri; Pleuronectiformes; Pleuronectidae
Product: CREB-regulated transcription coactivator 2
Biological process (GO): positive regulation of transcription by RNA polymerase II; protein homotetramerization
Cellular component (GO): cytoplasm; nucleus
Molecular function (GO): cAMP response element binding protein binding
Source: RefSeq, a predicted model, not a curated record
AUGUCUGCGACGGGUCCAGGCGGCUGCGCCCCGGGACCCGGACCCGCGUCGGGACCGGGGGCCGGGGCUUCGAACCCAAGGAAGUUUAGUGAGAAGAUCGCGCUGCACACGCAGCGGCAGGCCGAGGAGACGGCCGCCUUCCAGGAGGUCAUGAUGGACAUCACCUCCACCAGGUGUCUGUUACUCCGUGUCUCUCUCAGGGCUCCCUUCCCCUCCACUCUGGAGUCCAGCCGGUCCACUCGCCAUCACGGCCUGGUGGAGCGAGUCCAGAGGGACCAGCGGUUCAUCUCACCAGUCCGACCGUACCGCAACCGACCGGUGGACAACUCACCGUAUAACUCCGCCUACCUGUCCCCGCCCCCCGACCCCAGCUGGAGAAGGAAUUGGUCCGGAAACUUCCCCGGGGAUAAAAGCCACUCGUUCCGUCUCCCCACCACUGCUCUCAACAGGACCAACUCCGACUCAGCCCUCCACACCAGCGUAAUGAACCCUCCCUCAGGAGACCCCUUCUCCACAGGAGGACCCACCUUCAUCCCCCAGAGCAGCCGGCGCUCCGGUCAGAGUGAUGGCGAGGGCAGAAGAAUGUUUCCAUACCCGGUUCCUCCCAUUGAGGAGAACGUGUUGGACGAGGGGAAACUGCUCAAACCCUGGGACACAAAGAAGUUGCCUCUGUUGUCGUCCCGACCCAAAUCUUGUGAAGUCCCUGGUAUCAAUAUCUUUGCUUCACCGGAGCAGCCGUCCACGCCGGUUCACGGAGUCCCGUUGUCUCUCAACACCGGCGGCUCACUGCCCGACCUGUCCAGCCUCCACUUCCCCUCCCCGCUGCCCACGCCGCUGGACCAGGACGAGCCCGGCUACCCAGGAUCCUCUUCUCUGAGCGGCGGGAGCAGCACCGGGAACCUGGCCUCCACACUCACGCAGCUGGGCAUCAAUGUAUCUGGAGGCAACGGCAACUUCCAUCACCAUACACCAGGUCUCCUGGCGUCUCUACAGAGCACGCUCAGUAACCCCUCCCUGCACUCGUCCCUAAGCAACCCCAACAUCCAGUCGUCGCUCAGCAGCCACUCCUUUUCCAACUCUCUGAGCUCCGCCUCCCUGCACUCGUCGCUCAGCAACCCCUCACUGCAGUCGUCCCUGAGCUCCUCCCCCUCCCUCAGCAGCCAAUCGCUGCACUCCUCCCUCAGUAACUCCUCCCUCCAGUCGGUGUCCAGCGGUAACCCCAGCUACAGCGGUGGAAUGGGCGGCGCCGGCUCCUCCUCCUCCUCGUCCUAUUCGCCGCUGCUCAGCGGGGGGGCGGCGCUCAGCACGUCGCCGCGGAGACGAGCGCAGCUGUCUCCACUGAUCCUGCCCAUGGGGGGGGGGGAGCGGAGGCACCACUCCAAACAGUUCUCCCCCACCAUCUCCCCCACCCUGUCCUCCAUCACACAGGGCGUCCCACUGGACACCAGCAAACUGCCUCUGGACCAGAGGCUCCCUCCGUACCCGCUGAGCCAGUCCCACCAGCCUCUACCCUGUCUGCCCAGCUCCCAGCAGCAGCCUCCUCCGCUGGGGCAGCACCACCACCAACAGAUGCACCACCAACGCAUGCAACAACAGCAGCAGCAGCAGCAGCAGCAGCAGCAGCAGUCCAUGCAGCAGCAACAGCAGCAGCAACAGCAGCAACAGCAGCAGCAGCAGCAGUCCAUGCAGCAGCAGCAGCAGCAACAGCAGCAGCAACAGCAGCAACAGCAGCAGCAGCAGCAGUCCAUGCAGCAGCAGCAGCAGCAGCAGCAGCAGCAGCAGUCCAUGCAGCAGCAGCAGCAGCAGCAACAGCAGCAGCAACAGCAGCAGCUCCACCUGCAGAACCUGCGAAACCAGCACAUGCAGCAGCUCUAUGGAUCGCAGAAGCCGAUGGGGCCGCAGGUGAACACAUCGAACGCAGGGCUGAUUAAGAGCGAGAGCGCUUUGAAUCAGUGCAUCCAGAGCAUCCAGAGCAUCCAGAGCUCAUCUCAGUGUCACGUCAAACAAGAACCAGAGCAGCAGGCGGAGCAGCCGAGAGGCUGCGGCCUCCCGCAGCUCCAGCAGAUCAGCCAGAGUCUGGCCACAGACCUGUACAAUGACGCCUUGUUCAACUCUCUGCUGGACGACCCGUACCUGAGUCUGCAGCUCUCCAGCAAAUCCAGCCAGCAGUUCACAGCAGAGAACCAGGGCGACGGUUUGUCCCUGAACCACAGCGGCCUGAGCUUCGGCUCCACAGACAAAAACCAGUUCCCCUCCAACACCCAGGGGCCCCUGGGACUCCAGAAUCCCAGUGACCAGCAGCUUCUCAACAACCAGAACCAGAACUACAGUGGAGGAGACGGACGCCACAACGUCCCCAACAUCAUCCUCACCGGAGAUUCUCCUCCUGGUCUGUCCAAAGAGAUCGCCAGCGCCCUGUCCCACGUCCCUGGCUUCGAGAUGGACCCCUUCUCCCUGGACGACCCGCUCAGGAUGGACCACCUGGCUCUGGACAUGCUCGAAGGUGACCUGAUGCUCGCUGACCCAGCAGUGGAGGACUCCUUCCGAUCUGACCGGUUGAAGUGACCCCCCCGCCCCGCCCGCCCUCCACUCCAGGAGCUUGGCAGGAAUCCGGCGGAGAGAUGGCCACCCUGACAGAGCUGGAGAGGACGCCGCUCUGGUCUGCCCCAGCUAGACGGCCUCCAGAGCGGGGCUUGGACGUAACUCUGGAAUAUCUUUGUGGUCAGUGCGGUGAAGCCUCGGAGACGGACCUGAGGUUUCGUUGGCCUGACAGAAUGAACUGGUGGGGGGGUGGGGGGGGGGGGGUUCUCCGUCAAAGGCACUUCACUGAAAACGCUCUUGCAAAACUUGAUUUCAAGAAAAACCAAGUUGCUUCUCUUUUUCGGCAUUAGCUUGUACGAGUCUCAUCUGCAUGUUAAUGAAAAAGCACUCGUUAUGCAACACGCAGGAAUCCAAUGCUCACGUGACGUCGGCUUUGUAAACGAGACGUCUGUAGAAACCAGCAACGCUUGGAAGAACUUGAAUUCCAUUAUGCAUCUCGGUAGAACUGGAGCUUCUGACUGUUGUCAGGUUCCUCCAGCAGCCAUGUGGCCGUCGCUCCACAGGAAGGACGAACACGGUUGGUUUGGAUGAUUUCAACCCAAACUGCUCAGAGGCCUUCUCUGCCUCAUCAGCCACUUUGACAGGAACUCAGCCAUGAUUCAGGGGUUUUAUAAACACAUUUAAAUAUCACACGUGUCCAACCAACGGCCUUGAAGAGGUUGUGAGAUUCUCCUCAGUUGAUUGAAAGGUUCAAAUUGGGGAUGAGAGGAACCCACAACACGCUGCAUCUGCUCAGGUGGGAUUUGACACAUUUGUCUGAUUAAAGCAGCUUUGACGUCUGAAACCGAGCUGUGACCUCCGACCCGUCGGAACUGAAAAUCUGAUCAUUCCUCUUUGUCAAACAAGAUGAACAUCGUUACUGAGAAAUGCUCCAAACAUUUGACCAAGCAACUAAACAUGCUCCAUUUUUUUACAUUCUGACCUUUUUCAUUUUGUCAUCAGCAAUCAUCGGACUGAUUUCACAAACCAGAUCUGAUCUCGUCUUCAGAUUCAUAUGCUGCACAAAGUUUACUGCAUUUAAAUAGAAUCUCAACCGAGCGACAGAAUCAAACCACAGCUUUAGAAAACAUAUGCAAACCGCACAAGAUGCAAAUAAAAGGAGGAAGAUGGACGCAGAUCAGGUUGAGAUCAGAUGUGCCGCUGGUCAGGAGGCGUCACGUGAUUGUGACCAUGAGUUCAGUUGAGUUGGCUCUGGGUCCGGUGGCUUUGGAGACGCGAGUCAGAGCAGCUGUUUCAAACAGAUGUGGUUUCACAGUCUCUGAGAGGAUGCAGUUUAAAUCUGAAUCAUUUAGAAUCUAAAAUAUUUUUACACAAAACCUAUAUGAAAGUAUAAACAUAGAGACAAGAAGAAGCAUAAUUCAGUGUCUGCAUCCAAGCUGCAGGAGGAGCUCGGUACAACCUGUAGAGAAGCAGCUGGAAUCCUCCUUGGAUCGGACUGCACCCGAGUGGACUCGAGCAUUAACGGCCGCACCUCGUGGUGUCCGGCUGCCUUCGUGCCGACAGCAGCAUUCCACCGCACCAGAUGUGAGAGAGGUAGAAAGCGAACGCCCCCGUUUAUCAGCACAUCUUCCUACGACACUUCCUGCUGCGAUCUGACGCCUGAAAUGACCACGUGGGCGUUGAGACUCCAGGAAGUGGCUCUGACCUCAGCUGUCGUAGAGAUGCUGAGAGGUGGAGCUCUGUCGCCUUCAGACAGAGGCGUCUCUGAACUGUGGCUUCAGUGAGUUUCAGCCCUGUGCGCCUGCUGUCCCCCUGUCUGUCCACCUGUCUGUCCACCUGUCUGUCCACCUGUCUGUCCCCCUGUCUGUCCACCUGUCUGUCCACCUGUCUGUCCACCUGUCUGUCCCCCUGUCUGUCCACCUGUCUGUCCACCUGUCUGUCCCCCUGUCUGUCCACCUGUCUGUCCACCUGUCUGUCCACCUGUCUGUCCCCCUGUCUGUCCACCUGUACUCUAAUGGAGAACAAUGAGCCCCCUGAAGUUCUGCGGGUCAGUGAUGACCGUGUGGAUCGGUGAAGACGAACAAGGUCUCCACUUCCUCUAGAAAUGAAGCCAAAAUAUCUCAGAUACAAACGCUGCCAUCUUGUGGUGAUGACGUCAUUUACAGUCAGUCUGCAGUGGAGCUGUGGUAUCGAGGUGCCGCCCACACAAGCACUUGACCAAUCAGGAGUCAGUUUUAGCUGUCAAUCAUGACAUCUCUGCCUGUUUUAAUAUCAUCAAUUAACUAAUUAAACCCAACUGAUCAGAAACUUCAGAGAUUAGAACGACCUGAAAUGUCUAAUCUCUGAACUUGAACAAACUUCAGAGAUUAGAACUCAAAUGACAGAAAAAUCUUUCAAAACAUUUGUUUAAUUUUCACUUUUUCAGUUUGGAUCAUGUCCCAGCUGCUUACGUGGAGGAGGAGGGAUUAUGACCUGCACUGCAGCCGGCCACCAGGGGGUGAUGCAGAUGUUUUGGCUUCACUUUUAGGAGCUGUCAUGUCGUCCAUCUUUAUUUAGAGUGUGAACGUGAAGAAUGAGCUGCAGCUGGAGUCAGAAACCAGACUGUCACAAUGAUGUCAUAGCUUUGACCCCGCCCCCAUGUCAUUUUCAUAUAACAGCUUUAACCUUGGUCACUGAUUGACAGCCCCCCAUUAGCCCCGCCCCCUCUUUGCCUGCACUUCCUGUCUCAGUGUUGAGGCCGAGCCCAGUAACGUAUUUUUAUGUAACAGAGGUAAAGAAUGGUUAUUAUUAACUUUAUUAAUAAACUAUAAAGGAGUUUAUAUUUUUUAAUGAGAUUAUCUAAAAUCUGUUUGUAAAUUUAAAAAAGAGAAUAUUUAACAAGAGAAGAAGAAACAUUGUAGAAGUCAGACACACACACACACACACACAGUGUUUGAAUCUGGUUUCAGGAAAAGGUCCGUGUCGAGUUUAUUGAGACAAUUAUCACUUUGAGACGAUGGAACUCUUUCUAGACGAGCGAGCACAGAUCCAUCCGCUCUGACCUCCGGUUUCUAUUUGUUCUCUGAUGACGUGAAAUCUGUUCCCCUUCGUCGCAGAGUUCAGUUUCUCUGUAACUUCUGCUGCUCGGCACAAAGUCCCGAACAUCUUGAGUCUCAGAAGCGAAUCUGCUCGUUGAUGUCGGAGCGAUUCUGUUGUUUCCAGCUUCUUUUGUCCGUGAUCGUCUUUAUACUCAAACUCAGCUCUGGAAAAACAAGAAAUCAAAGAAAUAAAUUAUGGAAUGAUUAAAUCUACAAUUUCUCUAAUUUUAUUGUUUUUGCAGUUAAGUGGAAACUUUUUUAACUUUUCACUGAACGUUGUGUUGACCUCAAUGAAGGGAAAGAAAUAUGAGAUUUUGAGAAUCAAGUCCUAAUUUUACGAAAAUAAAGUAUUAAGUCAUAAUGUUUUGAAUGAUUUUGGAUUCAGAAGGAGCUCUGAUGAACACAACUUCUCCUUGACGAGCAUUUAGCUCCAAAAGUUAAGUUUCUAUUCUUACUUGAAAUAUUAUGACUUUGUCCAUCAAUUGACAACUUUAUUCUUGAAAUCUCUGAAUUUUCUUCAAAGAUUUGGUCCAAAUAAAAAAUGGACAAGUUUCAGAUGUAGAAAGUUUGAAAACUUCAAACGUCACCGGAUGAGGAAAUAUGUUAUAAACAUUAAUAUCAUGAGAUUAAAGAAUCAACACAAGUGUGUUGAUGGUAGAAGCAGAAACGUUUUUAAGCAAGAAAAAUCCUUUUACGAUAUUUUUAUUCCGUUUUUUUUUCCAGUUUUUAAAUUUUUUUUGAACAAUUGAAUGAUAAAUUAUUUAAAAAAUUCAAAUGUGUCUUUGUACGUCAGCGGUGCCAGAAAGUGAAAACAAGGAAUUCAAACUUUAUUGCCAAAAUGUUUUAAAGUAGACGUCGGACACUUCGUACAGAACUUCUCAUCGUUAAAGGUCACGUGAUGCGUCAAAGGUCACCUGGAGCUUGUUGCGAUUGGAUCAGAUGAUUUGUGUUGAGCAUCAGGCCACAGCGCCCCCUGCAGGUCAGUUCAGGCUGCUGCAGUCACAUGUUCUCAGGUGGUUCCGGUCUUUAACAAACGUACGAGCAGGUUGUGAUCUGAUGAAGGUGAAGUCGUUGAUUCACCACUCGUCGGCACUGUUUGAGUUUUGAAGUGAAUUUUGUGACAUGAACGAGGUGAUUUUCCGACGAGGACAGUUGACCUCUGACCUCUGAGCAAUCGAGUCGAUCCGCUGAGGUUUCUGUUUCUGAGCGGCGGGUGAAUUCUUGGAAGGUCGAUAUUCAGGUUCUCGUUGGCGCCGGCCGCCAACCAGAUUUCUUUAUUGGGGAAACAGGAAGUGAUGUGAUGGCGUUUCUGGCUGAUGAUCGGUUCAGUGUGUGGACACGUUAAGGAAUCAGCUGAUCGACCCGCUGCUCGUGCACGAGGAUGUAAACAUGACACGUGACGACUCAGAGCCCAGUUUCAUUUUAUAGAGACAUUUUCCGUUUACAGCAGAAAAACAUUCAUCACAACUGUUUUUGUCACCAGCAUCUGAAUCCAGUCGACUUAUUUUAACAAUUUUAUUAAAAGAGGGUUUACAAAAAUGAGACCAAUUCAAAUCUGAUGAAAAUAAUUCAAACAUGUCAAAAGUUAUUUUACUUCCCCUGGAGCCGGAGCAGGUCAGCUGACACCUCCGCUGCACGACGGAGCCGACCUUUGUUUUCAUUUGGUUUUGUGUUUGAAUUAAAAUCCAGAUGUAGUAAAAAUGUGUGGAAUGUUAUUGUUAAUUUAACUGAUUCAACAAAAAGCUGAAUUGGAAACAACUGAUUUGAAUUUUAUAUUAAAAAAGUCUGUGAAAUACGUUUGCAGUAAAGAGUAGAAGUUUAUUCUCAGGAGUGAAGAGUGGAAACUCAAAACGUACCUGGAGACGUGUGAGACUUUGAGCGGCAGGAAAAUCUGAAUCUGUUGGAAAACAUCAAGAUUAAUGAAAUGAUGUUUUUGAAACAAGCAUUUUUUUAUUUUUUUAUCUCAAUUUAUUAGAACAAGUUUCAUGAAAUGUGAGAAAUAACUUACAGACAAAAACAUUUAAAAGAAAAAUCAUUGUGUGUGUGUGUCUCUCUCUCUCUCUCUCUCUCUCUCUCUCUCUCUCUCUCUCUCUCUCUCCAGUUAGGAGGCCAGUUUGGUUCAAUACCCUCAUUUUGACUUUGUGAGGACACGGCUGGUCUUCACAAAGUCAAAGGGAUGUUUGGGAUUCAGGUCAGGGUUAGAGAAUUCAGGAUGUCAAUGAGUUUCCUCACAACUAUAGAGGGACAAGUGUGUGUCUGUGUGUGUGGCAACAUUAUGUCUUUGUAAUGCAAUAAACCUGUUGUGAGGUCCAGACUCUGCCAGUAGGGGGAGCUGUUGACCAGCGAGGUGUGUGUGUGUCUGCAGAUUAGGGAUCAGUUAAAGGCCAUAUUUCAUAUUUUUUCAUAUUUUGUAUUGAUGUAUAAUAUUAAUGUUCUUACAUUAUUAAUGUCAUUCUUUGUUUUUCUUGCGUUCUCUCUCUCUACCCCUGUCCUCUCUCUCUCUCUUUCUCUCUAAGCCCCCUCUCCUCCUGUCUCUCUCUCUACCCCCUCUCCCCCCCCUCUCUCUCUCUGUAUGUGAUUAAUAUGUUGACAUGUGAUGAUGAUGUCAUAACCAGGGAACGUUGCGUGUUGUAAACCUGUGUGAAAGCUGAGCAGAGAUUUAAUAAGAAAAUAAAACAAGUGAAACCUG